UUGGGUUUCCCGGUUGAAUCCUCCUGUUUUGCGAACAUGGCAGGGUUGAGCGGCGGCCCCUUCAGCUUCGGGCGGUGCAGCCACGCCGUGGUGCGGGCGCUGCCGGAGUCGCUGUGCCAGCAGGCGCUGAGGCGGGAGAAGGCGAAAGAGGUGGACUUCGCGCGCGCCGAGCGGGAGCAUCAGCUCUACGUGGGGGUGCUGAAGAACAAGCUGGGGCUGCAGGUGUUGGAGCUGCCCGGCGACGAGAGCUUGCCCGACUGUGUCUUUGUGGAAGAUGUGGUCGUGGUGUGCGAAGAGACGGCUCUCCUCACGCGCCCGGGGGCGCCCAGCAGGAGGAAAGAGGUUGAAGCAAUGAAAACAGCACUUAACAGUCUUAGCCUGAAUAUUGUAGAGAUGACAGAUGACCAAGCAACCUUGGAUGGAGGAGAUGUUUUAUUUACAGGUCGGGAAUUUUUCGUGGGUCUUUCAAAGCGGACCAACCAUCGUGGUGCAGAAAUUCUGGCAGACACCUUUAAGGAUUAUGCUGUUUCUACAGUCCCUGUUGCUGACUCCUUGCAUCUGAAAAGCUUUUGCAGCAUGGCUGGACCAAACCUCAUUGCUAUUGGUUCAAGUGAAGUUGCGCAGAAAGCCCUCAAGACAAUGCAGCAGAUGAGUGACCACCGUUAUGACAAACUUACAGUUCCUGAUGAUGCAGCAGCAAACUGUGUGUAUUUAAACAUUCCUGGAAAAGGUCAUGUUUUGUUGCACCGAGCCCCUGAGGAGUAUCCAGAAAGUGCAAAGGUAUUUGAAAAACUGAAGGACCACAUGUUGAUCCCUAUAGCAAACACCGAGCUAGAAAAAGUUGAUGGUGCACUCACUUGUUGUUCGGUCCUUAUUAAUAAAUCUUCACAAUUAUGAGUUUACAGAUUUCCUUCCUUGUAUAUGGCAAUAAUGUACAUGCAAGGCAAAUGAAUCUGUAUUUCACUUGUAUUGGUUUUCUUGACAAUCUACUGUACCACUGUGCUACUGACCUUUGUUUACAAUGGUGCCCCUUCACUUGUAAUUAAGGUGCGUGUAUAUGCUUUUUCUUGACAUAUAAAGAUUUGAAGCAUGUUUGUCUGGAUUUCCAAAAAAAUGUUAUGAAAAUUAAUGGUUUAUGUAGUAGAUGUAAAAUGAUCUCAGAAGCAUAAGUAGGGGCCACUUCUAGCAUCACUUUUGACUGGGGCACAAUAACAACUAGAUACAUAUCUACUAUGCUGAACAUUCCUAUAACUUACCUUGAGAUCUUAGGACUUGAGUUUAAAAUCAAGUCAUUGAAGACAUAUGGCCAAAUGCCAUACAAAAUGUAAUACUGGACUUCCUUGCAGCCCGUUUUAUGAAUUUGUCAUCCACAAAUUCUUUCCACCCCAAUGUAAGAGUAAAACACUUGUUUUUAUAUUGCUAGUGAUUUUGUUACAGGAACUUUAUAAUGCUCCUUGGAGAGUUAAUCCACUCUUUUUCCACUGCUCUGCGAAAGUUCCAGGAUUGACAUUCAUAAGUCAUCAAAUAUUUGCCAGCUGCAAAAGGCAUAAAAGUGGAAAAUUACAAGUGCUUACAAUACCACAGUAGUUAGUCUUCAAGUAUGGGCUAUUAGGAAGAUAAGGGUUCAGAGACAUACAUCUUCAUGCAUUUAUUCUUACAUGAUCUCAAAUAAUUUCUUUUCCUUGCUUUGGGGAUGUUAAUUGUAAUUAGAUUAGAACAUGAGAGGGAAAUCUGCACUGGACAGGAUAAUGCCUAUAUAUGUGUUUCUUUAAUAAAAAUAAGGCAUCUGUUUAAAUAGAAGAGCCUCAUAUAUGAAAAUGUUGUUGAAAGUUUGAAAGCUUGAGAAGUAAACAUGGAUCCAAAAAUAUAUUACAAAAUAUUGAAGGAUUUUAGAAGUAAUACUGGAAUUGGCCCAGUUUUAAUCUAGUCUGACUUUUGGUCAACCUUCUCCUUAGUUGUGCAAUUCUGCUUUUUUAGGAGGGGACAGAGAGUUCUAAGUUAUAGAUAACCAAAAGGAAAUUCAGUAAUUCUUCCUUUAGUGUAGUGCAGUGUAAAACACUACUGUAGUGUUUUACAACUGCAGUGUAAAACAAAUUACAAUUAUCCUAGAAAAUUUAUUUUCUUUUUAGUGCCUUGGAAGAAAACUGUGAAUGAAAUUAAUUACAAAGUGU
Molecule: messenger RNA, 2171 nt
Organism: Notechis scutatus (mainland tiger snake)
Lineage: Eukaryota; Metazoa; Chordata; Lepidosauria; Squamata; Elapidae
Gene: DDAH1
Product: dimethylarginine dimethylaminohydrolase 1
Biological process (GO): arginine metabolic process; positive regulation of nitric oxide biosynthetic process
Cellular component (GO): mitochondrion
Molecular function (GO): dimethylargininase activity; amino acid binding
Source: RefSeq, a predicted model, not a curated record